UUGCACAUAUUAACCAUACUAGAUAACACAGUACUACACAUGGCCACUUACGCCAAGAAAAUUCCAUUGGUACUAAGACUUCUGGAUGAAUUGCCUUGCCGCCAUUUCGAUAAACUGACUCGCCAAAACUAACUCGGAGACACUAUCCUCCACAUGACAGCCAUUUCAGAAAAAUCAGACAGCGUGGCAAGAAAAUUGUUGGAGAAAACUCCCGGAUUGUUAUGCAUGCGCAACAACCUUGAAGAGACAGCGUUGUUUCGGUCAGUCCGUUAUGGCAACAAGGAAAUGUUCCACAUUUUUGCCAGAAAAAUUUCACGUUACGAGGAAGAAAAUCAGAAACUCUUCCUACAGAGGACAGAUAAAACCACUAUUCUACACAUUGCCAUCCUUUCAAAGAACUUCGAACUGGCCUUAGAAAUUGCAGAAAAGUUCGAAAAAUUGGUUUAUGAACGAGAUGCAGAUGGAAUGACUGGCCUUCAGCUUCUAUCAUGCAACCCUGGAGCUUUUCAACGUGACGAUGAAUUGGGAUUCUUCAAUUCUGUCAACUUAUAUUGUAGUUCAACCAAACGAAAAGCAAUUGCAGAACGAAAGCAAAAAUAUGAAUCAGCUAAGAAGCUUGCCAAGUUCCUCAUAAAAAGAGAUACUUCAUGGGAGAUUACUUAUCAUAAAGCAGGCCCAAGUAAGCCUGUCCUCCACAAGUAUAGUGGUAAUUCUAAAAUAGAGAAGAAAGUUGCAGAAGGAAACCCAAUGAGUUUUCUUGGUCAAGAGGAAGGGGCAGCAAAAACUUCGGAAGGGGCAACAAAAUCUCCUUUGUUCUUUGCAACUAUUUCAGGUUGUGUACAGAUUGUUAAAGAAAUACUCGAUUUAUACCCCCAGGCAGUUGUGCAUAUUGAUGAUAAAGGGAGGAACAUAUUGCAUGUAGCAAUCAAGUACCGCCAAUUAGAUAUUUUUGAGCUUGUAAUGAAGAUGAAAUUGCCAAAGAAUUGGCUAGUAGGAAAGCUUGAUGAGGGAGGGAAUUCCAUGCUACAUACAGCUGGAAAAAGAAAUAAGGAUUAUGUGCCUGAGAAGAUGCAAGGCCCUGCACUUGAAUUACAAGAGGAGAUGCAUUGGUUUGAGCGUGUGAAGGAAGUUAUUCCACCCCAUUUCGUUGACCACCGCAACAAUCAAGGUCUCACGGCAGAGGCGCUAUUUAAUACAACAAACAAAGAGCUCCGACUGAAUGCCAAAGAAUGGAUAAAGCGGACUGCCGAAGGAUGUACCAUUGUGGCGGUUCUCAUUGCUACUGUUGCCUUCGCUGCAGCCUAUACAAUACCUGGAGGCUCAAAUGGUCAGACUGGUGUCCCAGUCCCCCUCAAUCAUCCUUUCUUUCUGGUUUUCACUGGGGGUGACAUACUAACAAUUUCAUCUGCUUUAACAUCAGUAGUUUUAUUUCUUGCAAUCACUGCAUCGCCAUUUCGAUUUGUGGACUUCAGCCAUUCUCUUACUAAUAAUUUAGCUAUCGGCUUAACUUUCUUGUUCGUCUCAGUCAGUAUGAUGAUGACAGCAUUUGCAGCAACAAUUACCCUCAUGAUUCACAAUGGGGAAGGGUGGACAAAAGUUAUCCUAUACACCACCUCUUUCAUUCCAGUUGGACUCUUUGCACUUUCAUAUUUCCCUCUCUGUCGAUCACUAUCAAAAACUUACAAGCACUUGCUCAAGAACGCAUGGGAGGUAGUUUCUCGUAGUCUUUAUUUUCCAGUGCUACCUAGGGAGAAUAAAGAGUCCAAUCGAACUUCAAAUUCCCUAAACCCUCAACGCACCUCGUCCGUUUGAGAGGACUAUAUAUGAUGUUAGGCUUUUGGAAUCACUUGUUGUCUAUUGGAAUUUCCUAUAUACGAAAGUGAAAUAACUUAAGAUACUAUAAUUCUCUUUUUGAUGGAUUGAACACUACCAAGAAACUAUGUAAUAAAUGUUUGUAUCU
Messenger RNA from Quercus lobata, 1960 nucleotides. RefSeq names its product ankyrin repeat-containing protein ITN1-like. Gene Ontology annotation, cellular component: membrane. Lineage: Eukaryota; Viridiplantae; Streptophyta; Magnoliopsida; Fagales; Fagaceae. Gene Ontology annotation, molecular function: protein binding. Bases 154 to 1812 code for a protein of 552 amino acids. The record is from RefSeq and is a predicted model, not a curated record. The transcript has 4 exons.